Messenger RNA from Empidonax traillii (willow flycatcher), 1581 nucleotides. It is a transcript of the gene MKRN2, whose product is annotated as makorin ring finger protein 2. Gene Ontology annotation, biological process: protein polyubiquitination. The record is from RefSeq and is a predicted model, not a curated record. Lineage: Eukaryota; Metazoa; Chordata; Aves; Passeriformes; Tyrannidae. Bases 70 to 1275 code for a protein of 401 amino acids. The transcript has 8 exons. Gene Ontology annotation, molecular function: ubiquitin protein ligase activity; metal ion binding.
CGCCCCCCGCCCCGCGGAACCCGCGUGCGCGGCGCGGGGAGCCGGCCGGGCGGGCAGAGCGGCGGCACCAUGAGCACCAAGCAGGUGACGUGCAGGUACUUCCUGCAGGGAGUGUGUCGGGAGGGGAGCAAGUGCCUGUUCUCGCACGACCUGUCCACCAGCAAGUCCUCCACCAUCUGCAAGUACUACCAGCGGGGGCAGUGCGCCUACGGCUCCCGCUGCAGGUAUGACCACGUGAAGCUCCCGGCCCCGGGCGGGGCCGCGGCCCCGGCUCCCCCCACCGCCCCCCCGAGCCCACGGCAGCCCCCGGAGCGCGGCCCCCGCAGCAGGAGGGAGAAGAGGACGCUGGUGCUCCGGGACAGGAAUCUGUGCGGCUCAGGAGAGGAGAAGCCGCCGCCAGGCGCCCCCGGGGACGGGGGGAGCUGCAGCGAUGUCGCAGAGAGCCCGGAGGGGAAGCCCCACUCGUACCUGGAGGCCAUCUGCAGCGGGCUGGAGGAGCCCCCGGCGCCCUGUGGGGCCGGGGAGCAGCUGUGCCCCUACUCGGCCCGCGGGCCCUGCCCCGCCGGGGAGCGCUGCCCGUACCUGCACGGGGACCUGUGCGACAUCUGCGGCCUCGCCCUGCUGCACCCGCACGACCCCGAGCAGAGGAGGGCACACGAGAUGAUGUGCAUGGCCACGUUUGAGCACGACAUGGAGAAGGCCUUUGCCUUCCAGGCCAGCCAGGACAAGGUGUGUUCCAUCUGCAUGGAGGUGGUGUACGAGAAACCAUCGGCCUCGGAGAGGAGGUUUGGGAUCCUGUCCAACUGCACCCACACCUACUGCCUGUCCUGCAUCCGCCAGUGGAGAUGUGCCAAGCAGUUCGAGAACCCCAUCAUCAAGUCGUGCCCCGAGUGCCGAGUGAUCUCCGAGUUCGUCAUCCCCAGUGUGUACUGGGUGGAGGAGCAGGAGAAGAAGAAUGAGCUGAUUGAAGCCUUUAAGCAGGGAGUGGGGAAAAAGCCCUGCAAGUACUUUGAGCAGGGGAAGGGGACGUGUCCCUUUGGCGGGAAGUGCCUGUACCUGCACGCGUACCCUGACGGCACCCGCGCCGAGCCCGAGAAACCCCGCAAGCAGCUGAGCUCCGAGGGCACUGUGCGGUUCUUCAACUCGGUGCGGCUCUGGGACUUCAUCGAGGACCGGGAGAGCCGGGCGGCGCCGGGCACGGACCAGGUCACCGAGCUGGGGGAGCUGUUCAUGCACCUCUCGGGGGCUGAGGAGGACCCUGCUGCUGCCCCGUGAGCACAGCACAGCCCCCACCCCCAGCACUGCAGCUAUUUAUGAGCCUGGCUUUUACUCUCUGCAGCACAGGUAGAACAAACGUGCCCUGUGGUUUACUGUGCAGUCCCGGUGAAGUUUUCGGAUAGUUUUUGUAUGGCAACAAAAAUACUAAAAUAUAUUUAAAAAAAUAAAUUGACUGCAUGGGAAAAAAAAAAUCCCUUAAUCCCCAGAGGGUUUUCUCCCCCUCUGGCCUAACAUAUGCUGUCUUGUGAGCUGAGUGGUAGUGUAAAUACAGUGCCAGGUAAAGCUUAAGCUGGUAAAAAUGUU